AUGGCGACAUCUCAAACCACUCAGAACAGAGACGACAUCCUCCAACUCCCAACCCACCUCCGCCUCCUCUCCCUCAACUGCUGGGGCCUCAAAUUCCUCUCCACCCACCGCCACGCGCGGCUCAAAGAAAUCGCCCACCAAAUCGCCUCGCAGUCCCCACCGCCCGAAAUCGUCGGCCUGCAGGAAUGCUGGACCCAGGAAGACUACCUCACCAUUCGAGACAUCACCCGCGAGAUUCUACCGCACGGAAAGUUCUACUGGAGCGGGGUGUUCGGUGGCGGACUGGUGAUUCUGUCGAAAUGGCCCAUCGAGGAGAGCAGUAUGGUGCGGUAUCCGCUGAAUGGACGGCCGGCGGCGUUUUUUCGCGGGGAUUGGUUCGUUGGGAAGGGGGUUGCUUGUGCUCGAAUCAGAAUCGGCGGUAAGGGAAAGGGAAGGGGAGGUGUCGUGGAGGUUUUCAACACGCAUCUGCACGCGCCUUAUAACGAAGGUGCCGGGAAGGAGGAUAGCUAUGCGUGUCAUCGGACGGCUCAGGCGUGGGAGAUUGCCAAGUUGAUGAGGGCCGCGAGGGAGAGGGGGAGUUUGGUGGUGGGGACGGGGGAUUUCAAUAUGGUGCCGGGGAGUCUUGCGUAUGGGGUUGUGGCGGGGAGAGGGGGUGGGGUGCGGGAUGUUUGGAGGGUGGUGUGGCCGGAGAGUGCGAGGGGAAGUGCGGAGAAGGGCGGGUUGGAGGGGAAGGUGGCGAGUUCGAGGGAGUGUCUUGAUGUCCAUGGCACGACGUGCGAUUCGAGACUGAAUACGUGGCGGUGGAGUAAGGCUCUGCAGAAGGAUUUGGACCGGGGGAGGGAGGAGCAUGUUGAUCCCGAGGGCGAGGAUUGGAAGGCGAAACGCCUCGAUUAUAUCUUCUUCGGCGACAACGCCGCCGAGGCCACGGGGUUUUCGUGGCAGGUGGAGGAGGUCAAGGUUGGCAUGACGAUGCGCCAUCCGGAAUUGAAGUGUUCCCUGAGCGACCACUUCUCCGUCGAGACGACACUUGUACGCGAACAGCCGGAUCAACCAUCCACGGACAACCCACGCUCACAACAACCCACCCUCCCAGCAUCCACCUACGACCAAAUCCUCUCCCUCAUAACCACCUACAUCGCCCGCGAACGCCGCCAACGGAAACAACAACUCACCCUCUUCUGGUCCUCCGCCGUCCUCACCAUAGCCUGCCACAUCGCUAUCUGGUGGUCUCCGCGGAACUACGUCUCUUUCAUCCUCAUGUUUCUGAGCACGUUUGGCCUGGGCUGGGGCGUGUUGAUGGGGUUGAUGGGGUUUUUGUUCGUGAAGACGGAGUUGAGGGCGCUGAAGGAGUUUCGGUGGGAGGUGGAGAGGGCGAGGGAGGCGGAUGGUUUGAUCGGUGGCGUGGGGGAGGGGGAUGGGGUAGUGGUGGAUGGAGAUGGGAAGAGGAGUGCUAACUCUUGA
This is a messenger RNA of Zasmidium cellare ATCC 36951, 1461 nucleotides long. RefSeq lists its product as uncharacterized. NCBI's taxonomy places the organism in Eukaryota, Fungi, Ascomycota, Dothideomycetes, Mycosphaerellales, Mycosphaerellaceae. Gene Ontology annotation, molecular function: sphingomyelin phosphodiesterase activity. Gene Ontology annotation, cellular component: cytoplasm. The record is from RefSeq and is a predicted model, not a curated record. The transcript has a single exon. Bases 1 to 1461 code for a protein of 486 amino acids.